AUGUCUGAGGAAAAGAAAAUGGUCUUUGCCAAUGGAGAGGAUUCUGGUGGCUGAGUUUUUGUUAAAGAGAAUGGUCAGUAUAAAGCUGGAGGGAUACUGAUUAGUAAGGAUCAGAAGAGCAAUUUUGCUCUGGUGACACCGCUGGCUAUGAUUUUAGAAUCUGCUCCAGGAUUUGAGUGGGCCAGAGUCCUAGGUGCUUCGGUUGUGCGAGGUUUAGUGAAGUAUUUCUAGAUUUGUAGCCUUCUAGGCUCAACAUCCUGUUUUUAAUACGUACAUGUCGGCUCACUUCCAAGUUGUAGGUACGAACGAAACAUUUCAACAAACUUUUUAUCGAAACUGCCACUACCACCACUACUCACUCCACCAUAGCUACUACAACCAAGACCAAUAUCAAACCUAUUAUCUGCACUGGAAGCCUCUGCCGCGAUCAAGAUAAUUUCGUUCCUGGGCACCCUUUCGCCGUGCGCAGUGGCAGAUAUUUGGCGAAUCCGGGGUGGGCGAAUACCGAUACCGGAAUUGUUAUUUCUGUGAACGAAUUGACUUAGGUAUCGCACAGUGCUGGCAAGACUGUUGCAAGUAUUGGUCCUGGGAACUGGUGGGGCGCUGUAUACGAAGAGCUGGAACCAUAUGGAGUUGGUGUUCUCGGGGGAAGGGUUCCCGAUGUUGGAGUUGCGGGAUUGGUCCUUGAUUGUAAGUGCCCAGAAUCCCCUCGAUAAAGCGAAGCCAUUAGCCAAACACAAAGCCAAGUGGGAUAUCUUACUUCACAAACGGCUGCGGCUUCGCCCUUGAUAAUAUCAAAAACUUCCAAGUCGACCUCUCCACCGGCGAUAUUGUAGAUGCAAAUCCGGAUGAAAACCUAGACUUAUUCUGGGGCCUUAAAGGAGGUCUGGAAAUUUCGGUAUUGCCACAAGAUUCGACCUAG
Tuber aestivum (summer truffle) is the source of this 922-nucleotide messenger RNA. The record is from the annotation of a GenBank genome assembly. Lineage: Eukaryota; Fungi; Ascomycota; Pezizomycetes; Pezizales; Tuberaceae.